AUGGCGCGCUCGAGGCCGUACACCUCGAAGCUGUGCGCGUGCUUCCUCGUCACCGUCCUCGUCGUCGUCCUGACGUGGUACGAGCGCGGCGGCGGCGCCGCGCUCGAGCUCGGCGCCGCGCGCGGGCCGUGGAUCUCGUCGACCGCGACGAGGCCCGCCUCGUCGCUCGAAGCGACGGCGCAGCUCGCGGCGGUCGCGGCGACGGCGGAUCGCGCGUGGAGCGGGCUCGUCGAGGAGGACGCGUCGCUGGGCGGCGCGGAAGAGGACGAGUCCGGCGGCGACGACGCCGCGACGACGGCGACGGCGACGGCGACGGCGAGAGCGACGUUCGACGCCGACGCCGACGUCCGUCGCGAUCGCGCGGCGCGAUCGGCCGACGCGGGGACGCCUUCGGCGCCGACCCCGCGCGAGGCCCCCGCGGCGGCGCCCGUCGCGAGCGUCGCGACGCCCGACGCGCCCGCGGCGACGACGUCCGACGCCGCGAGCUGCGACGCGCUGAUAGACGGCUGGAUCGAGACGCAGGAGCGGCGGCACGCGGCGCGCGUCGCCGCGAGAGACGCGGACGCGAAUAGGACGAAGACGCAGACGAACGCGAACGAUCCGUCCGACGACCUCCUCUUCUUCCUGCACGUCCCGCGCUCCGCCGGGCGGACGUUCCACUUCUGCUACCUCAAGUACGCGUUUCCUCCCAACGAGAGGUGCGACAAGUCCUAUGACGAGCUCAGGGUGAACGUGGAGAACCCGGGGUGCCGCAUGCUGGGCACGCACGACGAUCACACGCUCGUGGAACGGCUGCGUCGACAGCCGCGUAUGGUGACGAUGUUACGCGACCCCGUGGAGCGUUUCCUCAGCGCGUACGAGUUCGCGGUCGAGGUCAGCGCGCGGUCGUUCGGGGACGAGACCACCGUCGCGAAGAAUCGCGUCGCGACGCGAGACGUGUGGCCGUGGGAGCACUGCGUGAGGAGGAUAGACGAGGACCUGCGCGCGUUUAAGCGUCGGACGAAGGCGGCGAACUUUACGAAACCGAGCGGCGGCGCGGACUGCUACGACAACUCGAUAUACACGCCGCUGCGCGAUUUCGUGGACUUGGACAUCGCGCACGACGACUUACACAACGGACAGUUCAUGCAGCUGUUAGGGCUGACGAGCCAAGCGGACGCGACGCUGCAGCCGGACUACCGCGCGGUGCGAGGGUGUCUAAAACCCGGCGGCGAGGACGCCAACACGGCGAAGAUGCUCGCGUUCGCGGAGAAACGGUUACGGGACGAGAUGGACGCGACGGUCGUGCACGAGCGGUUAGACGACGCGCUGCGGUUCUCCUCCGCGGCGCUCGAGUUGCCCAUGGCCGGGCCCGCGUACGACGGGAACAAAGAGGCUGGCGACGGGCGCGUGGGGGAGUUGAAAACAGCCGUCGCGUCCGCCAAACGCGGCGCGCGCGCGGGUGAAAACGUCGCCGGCUUCACGUUCAAGUUUCUGAAAGUCACGGACAAGCAGCUCGCGAACGACGCGUGGCGGGAGAAGUACGAGAAAGCGCUCGCGGCGCAGCUCGCGCGAUACGUCGGCGUCGCCGCGACGUACGUGCGCCUGUUACCGCCGCUCGCCGCGGACGGGACCGAGGAACGCCCGCGUCCACGGCGGCCGCCGCCGGGAAAGCGUACCGGGGCGAACGGCACCGUCGCUAAUAAGCCGCCGCCGCCGAGGUCGGCGCUCCAGGUGGCGCUCGUCAAGUACCCUUCGUCGUCGUCGUCGACCGCGACUAGCGCGAACGCGAGCGGUGGCGGCGCGACGGCGGGCGAUAAGCUGAGGGAGCUCUUCGCGAUGUUUGACGAGAAUCCCGCGGACGUCUCCUCGACGAUCGUGAACGCGUCGGACGGGUUCGGUCAAUACGGCGCGCUGACCGCGCACGCGUGGGCGACGACGGAUAUGAGAGAGACGAACGGGCCCGGAAGAAACAACUUAACAGGGGACGUGACCGUGACGGUGACGCAGCGACGCCCCGUGAAGUCCGCGCUGACGCUCGGGUCGCGGUUCCGGAAGUGCGAGAGCGAAAACAGGGCCAAGUACGCGCGUCAAAAGAGGCGGGCGUUUGAAAAGUUGGCGCCCCACGUCGACGGCGUCUUCGAUCCGUUCCGCAAGUCCGACCGCGCGCGGAUCCCCGCGGAGACGCUGGCGAGGGUGAGGGCGCAUAACUUCCUCGACGUGCGGUUGUGGGAGUACGCGACGAGGCUGUUCGAGGAGAGGAUGGAGGAACGGCGGGAGGAGGUGGAGAGGGAGAUUUUACCCCCGAAGCCGCCGCCGUCGCCGCCGGCGACGUCGCCGCCGCCGGCGCGGCCGAGACCGCCGCUGGGGCCGCCGAGAGCGACCGGCGCGAACGCGAACGCGACGACGACGACGACGACGACGACGACGACGACGACGACGACGACGAAGGAUGCGCGGCAGAGACCGCCGCCGCGGCCGCGAAGAGCGACCGACGCGAACGCGAACGCGACGACGACGCCGACGCCGACGGCGCGGAAGAUUCACGUCGGGAUCGGCGAAAAGAGCGCGGCCGCGGUCGGAGCGUGA
This is a messenger RNA of Micromonas pusilla CCMP1545, 2568 nucleotides long. RefSeq lists its product as uncharacterized. The record is from RefSeq and is a predicted model, not a curated record. Lineage: Eukaryota; Viridiplantae; Chlorophyta; Mamiellophyceae; Mamiellales; Mamiellaceae. The coding region runs from base 1 to 2568 and encodes 855 amino acids. Gene Ontology annotation, cellular component: membrane. Gene Ontology annotation, molecular function: heparan sulfate 6-sulfotransferase activity. The transcript has a single exon.